Molecule: messenger RNA, 481 nt
Organism: Serpula lacrymans var. lacrymans S7.9
Lineage: Eukaryota; Fungi; Basidiomycota; Agaricomycetes; Boletales; Serpulaceae
Exons: 1
Coding region: 14-418 (134 amino acids)
Source: RefSeq, a predicted model, not a curated record
AAAGUGAUCUUGAAUGCUUGGCCUUUGUGGAUCGACAAGAUUAUCCUUCAGAGUUUUGCUGAUAGUAGACGCAAGCUUGGGAUCAAAUCAACCGGGUGUACAAUGGUACGCCACAGAGCAGCGGGCUUGUUUGAAGCUUCAUGACCUCGGCGAAAAGAGAAAAAUCCACCCUUUUCAUCAAGUGGGAUGUAAGCUGGAAGAGAUGGCGGAAUUGCCCGCUCCAGGACUGCUCUUGAACGUUUGGAACCAGAGGAUGUUCUUUGCGCUCGGAUCGGCAAACCAGUCGUCAAUUCAAAGAUAUCCUGUCGAGUGCCACCCAUACAUGAUUGUACGAAGUGGCGAUUGUGCUCUACUGGAUCCAACUUCGCUAGGAUGCCUUGUCCGAGGCGCCAGACUCGAUGUUGGUAAAGGUUUGUAGUAUUUUGUGUGUUGUGUUGAUCUCCUGCAAUGUCUUGAUAGUUGGCAAUGUGAGCUUCAGCAU